Molecule: messenger RNA, 2490 nt
Organism: Megachile rotundata (alfalfa leafcutting bee)
Lineage: Eukaryota; Metazoa; Arthropoda; Insecta; Hymenoptera; Megachilidae
Source: RefSeq, a predicted model, not a curated record
UAUUUCUAUCGCGACGGGCGUUUCGUCAUCGUAGCGUAUUUCGUGUGAGCAAGUAAUAGUAAUUGUGUGCCACGCGACCAGAUAACGGGAGAAGAAAGAGUACCGCGAAUAUGACGAUGGAAUCUCGGUUGAAACGGAGGAUGAACAAUCAAUUGGACAUCGUGUAUAAUUUUCCACGAAAUCCUAUUGCGUAAUUGUUAUUGUCGCUGGAAUUUCCUGCUUUUCAACGUGUCGCGUUCGUUCGAAGAUUUUGUCAAGGUGCGAAGGUGUGUACGAUCAAAGCGAUCGUUUUUCUCGUACGGGACGACAAUGAGGCCUGAAUUCCACGGAUUUCGAGCCAUGUUUCUCGUGUUUUCAACAUGUCCAACUUUUUAGCGUCGUCGCGUCGAAUUUUUCUUAUGUAUACAUAGUUAUAAAUAGUGGAAUGCGGUCGCGGCUUACGGUUCCACGCUCAACGACGAUGACAUUUUUGAGAAAAAUAUAAGAUCCUGGCACCGAGACGAUCGUUUGGUAUGUACGUACAUACAUAAGUAGUACGUACAUAUAUCGGUAUAUUCUAUUGUUUGACGACGACUUCAGUACGUAAUAGGAAAAAAUUACAGCGCAGCGUUUGCGACCAGAAUUCAAAGUCUUCUUUAAUACAAAUUUAUUCGUAACUCGAACGUGAAGUCCUCGUCGUACGUUUAAUAGGUACACGCGUGUACGUCUGUUCCCAUGUAGAAGUUUCGAUCGAUCGACGGAUACUUUUCGAUGGAUCAAUUGCCACGAAACUGUCAAGCCUUUCAUCCGAAGGAUCCAGCUCAUGGUACGCUGAACUACGAUCUCGGAGCUUUAAACGAAUACCAGAAGAAAAAAUUAAAUUCGAGAAAGGCAACCGAGAGAUACGAAAAUGAAAUUUAUUUAAAGAGGCAUCCAGAAAUCAAAGGAUUUCUCUCGAUUUUACUUAGACACGUAUUGCAAACGCAGCCUUCUAUACGCGUUCACGAAACGAUAGGCGAGUUUUUUAACAGGUCGCGCUGUGAGAUACUAAUGGAUCUGCUAGAAUAUCGCUUACGUACCGGGCAAACGUUCGAUAUACAAACUGGCUUAACAACAUGGAGCGAUAUCACCGGAACGGAUGGUCUCGAAAUUUCAUGCCGUAACGAACAAUGCUAAGUUUGAUAAACGAUUAUACCGAUUUUAAUUCCAUCGCAUCGUGUCAAAUUUAAUAUAAAUAAACGGCUGUACGUUUCGAAUCCAUUUGGAAUCUAUUUAGAAAAUAAUUGCUUUCUCAAUCGAUUUAUCGAUCGUUGAAAUCGAUCGAUGCCACCUUGGAUUUAUUUCGUUGAAACGGAGUUAAUCGAGCAACGCGAAACUGAUGUGAUUGCGUGCAUACACGUAUGCGUAUACGUUUAUAUUGGUACUUUUGUUAGAUUUCCGGCUGUUUACAAAAGGAAGUUUACGAUCGUUUGAUCAGUUGCACCCACCACUUCCUCUAUAAACACCGUAUUCGUUCGUAAUCGUUCAUUCUCGUAUAGUCGUCAACGUUCUCAUUUUAUCAUUAUAAUUUUCCAAAUUAUUUUCACUACCUGUUACGCGCGAAAAACUUUCUCUUUCUUUUCCCUACAUAACCACGCUCUCCUGUCUAAUUCUUUAUUAUGUAUAGUUACAAUCGUGUUACUCGUCAUAUAUAUAUGUACGUGUAAUAUCUACGCAAUAUAAUCGAACGAAUCGUACGAGAGAAGACCGUUAGAGAAUUCUACGCAGGAAAGUUGUGCCGUUGCCACUACAUAUACGUACAGUUGCGUUAUCGAAACGUAUCAUAAACGGCAAUUAAAACUGUGUUUAUAACGCCGGAAAAGGAAGCGAUUUUAUAAUGUAAAAAAUCGUUGCUGAUAACUUAACAAUCGACGCAUAAUUUUAGCCUUGGCAACAGAGACAACGUUUUCUUCUCGUGGCAGUGAAAUUUUCAAUAAAUUUACGCGUUUUUUAAACGAAACUUUAUUUAGUUAUCGUUUCGAUAUUUUUCUUCGCAAUGGGAUUAUACAAAAUCAUAUUUUAACAUGUAUACCUAAUACAAGCGAAUUAAAAGACGAAAAUGAACGUUUACUGUGCUUCCAGAAAAUAAUUGUUGAUAUUAGGAAAGUAACAUAAUAGCGAGUUAACAAUUGGUGUAAAAAUAAAAGUGAAAUAAAGGGAGAAAAGGUAAAAAUGCGCGCAUAUUGCAGAGAAAAGAGAAUCCUGAAUCGUACAACCGAGAGAACCGGCGCGACGCGACGCGACGACUCGCGCGAGUCGCGAGAACGGCAUAAAACCAGCACCGAAGCGAAUCCGAGAUUCACCGAGAGCAGUCGAACAUGGCCGAAGAGUCGCGUGGUGUUCCAAAAGAAUUUCUGCAUCCUCAGUCGUGACUCGAUCGUCGCGGUGAACGGAUCGUGAGUCGGGGAACGGCCAUUCGCGAACCGUUUCAUUUUCUCUAUUGAAUCGCGCGCACACGAACGCACACGCGUG